This is a messenger RNA of Nilaparvata lugens (brown planthopper), 271 nucleotides long. Its product is annotated as leucine-rich repeat neuronal protein 1-like. The transcript has 2 exons. The annotation marks the transcript as partial. The record is from RefSeq and is a predicted model, not a curated record. NCBI's taxonomy places the organism in Eukaryota, Metazoa, Arthropoda, Insecta, Hemiptera, Delphacidae.
AUUUCACCCGAAGGAACACUUACAAUAAUCAAUCUGGAACGUGAGGACACUGGAACCUACAAGUGUACAGCCAGCAACUAUAUUGGCAUCAUCACUGCUGUGGCUCAAGUGAGAGUCAAUGUUCUUCCGACGUUCGUGACAACGCCAGAAAAUCUGACAACGAAAAGUGAAGUUUGGCAAGACUGCGGUGCGUAGCAGAGGGUUCUCCAGCUCCUGUCAUCACGUGUUCAAGGAUGGCAACACUGUAACUCCAGCGACACGUUCUCAAUAC